CGAAGCCCGCGAAAAUUCGAAGCAGAUUUUUGGAUUUUUCCUGAGUGAUAGUCAAGGAAGCACACAAGGAAGGCACAUUGCUUCUUUUGGCUAUUUAUGGUUGUCGAAAAGCUAAUGGGUAAAAGGUGCCAAGAUAAAAAUGGAUGAUUCAACUGAUUCAAUCAUAGAACUUCUGAAACAGAAGUUUCGGGCAAAAUGUAGAUUUCGAGCCUUAGUGAGAUAUGCCAUUUCCAACCUCUACUGGCUGAAAGAAGGCGUGCCGAUACUUAAAGCUGUUAGUGCAGCUACAAGUGAGCAAUAUGUUGAGCCUGUUAAAAAGUCAAAACUGGCCAAGAAAAUUAACUUCACGGAUAAAGUAUUGUUGAAUAAGCCAGCUGAAGAUCGAACAAUAGAAGAAAAUAGGUACUUGAACCGAUUAAUUGGGAAUUUAAAAUGCUUUCGGCGUUACCCUAAUUACGUAAAGAGACAACUAUCAGCCGUAACAUAUUUCAAAUACUACGGUCCCAAAAGGACUAUAAUCCGGGAAGGUCAGGAACCAAUGGCUACCUACUUCAUCAUCAGCGGUGAAGUGAAUGUCUAUAGGCGAGUAUGGGAUGGCCUGCUUGAAGUGUAUGAGUUGGAGAAAAUCACAACAUUGUCGGCGGGAGAUAUGUUCGGAGAAGUGGCUUUGUUGUACAAUAUUGCCAGGACGGCUACUUGCGUUACAGUUGGACACUGUGAACUACUGGUUAUGCACGCUGAAGACUUCAUGACGGUUUUGAAAGACUCACUCCAAAUUCAAUGGGAUAAUGUCAGACUGGCCAUGUCAGCAUUCACAUAUUUUCAGCGCUAUGAUGAACCUUCAAUACGAGAAGGUUGUAUCUCGGCAAAGCUACUCUGCUUCAAGCCGGGAGAUACUAUAUACGGAGACGGCAAGGGAUUCAAGACUUACGCCUACUUCGUCAUCUCUGGACGAUGUCAGAUGAUAGAGUCCCUACGGAUUGGAAAGAUGAAGAUUGACGGCCAAACUGUGUAUGGACUGUAUGAUAAUGUUUCUGAACCUGAAGUUGAACCGAAAGAGCAAGAAAUAAAUUUCGACAAAUAUUUCCAACGCUACGAGGGAAAACUUGCAAAGAGUUCUGAAUCGUCUUCAUCUGCCGACUCUACUAAAAACAGCCAGCCUGAUUUUGUGAAGAAGUAUAAUAAAUAUGUUCACAAGGAAGACGAGGAACUCAUAUGUUUGAGAAGUCCACACAUUAGCUAUGAAAAGCUGCUGAAAACUUCGUUUCGCGUGAGUGUUCUUCCCGAAGACCUGCACCGUGAACCCAGAGACAUGAAGACAUAUUUCAUGCAGGUGUGUCAGUUCACCACCGGCGCUAGUUUCGGCUUCGGUGAGAGCAUACGGGACCGGCGCAUCGUGGCGCUGACCGAGACGCGCUGCCUGCUGCUGCCACUCGUCUACUUAUACCAGAGAAAUACUGCUGGCAUAUGGACCAGGAUCCGACAUUACUUGGAUAGGAAGAUACCUAACAAGGAGAAGUUGUUCGAUGAUUUCUUCUUAGAAGUGGAAUGGAGUGAGUUUAAAGAGCCUAUAAUAGAGGACAUUGUGGCUCGCAGGUCUGCCGUGAACCACACCACCAUACACGAUGUUCCUUACGCUAUUAGGAUGGAGGAACUAGUUGAAUUUUAAGAUUAACAACCUAGAUUGUACUUAGUGUUUAAGUACUAAUUACGUAUAUGUACCUUCCUACCUAGUACUUAUAUGAUUGUGUCCUGCUUAUUAGAGUUUUUGGUUUCAUUCAGUGAAAAGGAUUUGAAUCACAGUUUGUGCAUCUAUUGGUUUAAAAGGAAUUUUAUGUGAACCAGGAGUAUUUUUAAGUUUAUGUUGUUUUUAUGUUCUAUAAUUUAACUUAUUAUGUUAUGAAUAAGAUACAACAUUUGGUUUUACCUAAAUAAUAUGCUUCAUAUUAUGUUUCUCUGAA
Messenger RNA from Plutella xylostella (diamondback moth), 1961 nucleotides. RefSeq lists its product as uncharacterized. Lineage: Eukaryota; Metazoa; Arthropoda; Insecta; Lepidoptera; Plutellidae. The record is from RefSeq and is a predicted model, not a curated record.